GACUCUCCCCUUCAGCCGAAGAUCAACAACAUGUCCACCAACUGCCACCAAAGUAAAAGCUGUCCCAUCCCCACCGCAGUGCUCCUCAAAGACCUCUCGCAGUUGCCCGAUGUGUACAGCAGUACUCCGGGAGGGACCCUCUUCUCCACCACUCCCGGAGGGACAAGGAUCAUCUAUGACCGUAAAUUCCUGAUGGAAUGCAGAAACUCCCCCAUUGCCAGGACACCUCCUUGCUAUCUGCCCCAGAUCCCGGGGGUGACAUUGCCUCAACACUCCACACUGGCCAAAGUUGAGGAGAUGAAAGAGCACGAGGAGAUGGAGAAAGUUCCUGUGGAUGACGCCCAGUUCGACAUGGACAUUUGAAGCCCUUCCCUGGGAAAUAGAAGACUGUUCUUUUUGCCGGAAUGCCUGCGUCCGCUCCACUUGGGAAGACCGGAAGCUGUUUUGAAGCAUUUCAUAAACGGGAAAGGGGUGUGUGUGACUGAAUUUGGUAUAAGGUUCUUUCAGGCUGCUUUUUACAAAGGAGUUUCUGUUUUGGUAACUCUUUUAUUUUAAUGGUUCAUUACAUACACGGGACAUACAAGGGGCUCGUCUUGUCUUGUGAUUCGGACUCUCUCGACUGAUGCAUGUGUGUAUUUCGAAGUCGUUCAAUGUCAGAGGGCGAGUGGGCAAGCAACACAGCUCUCACAGUUCCGUGUUGGCAGCUGCUGGCUGUUGAGGCCAAGGAAACACGUUGCUGCCAUGCAGCUGUUCAAUAAAUCUUAUAAAU
Messenger RNA from Callorhinchus milii (elephant shark), 769 nucleotides. RefSeq names its product eukaryotic translation initiation factor 4E binding protein 3 (gene eif4ebp3). Gene Ontology annotation, molecular function: eukaryotic initiation factor 4E binding. Gene Ontology annotation, biological process: negative regulation of translational initiation. The record is from RefSeq and is marked provisional. Lineage: Eukaryota; Metazoa; Chordata; Chondrichthyes; Chimaeriformes; Callorhinchidae. Gene Ontology annotation, cellular component: cytoplasm.